AUGCCUGCUGUCGGCGAACUAGCGCAUAGAGCCCUGGUCGAGGCGGGGCCGUCGUCGCUGGUUAUGCGGCGCGAAGUUGUGCGUCGCGGGCUCUCUGUAAAUCAUACACAGGGUGUUACGCUUGGUGUGAUUGGGGCGUAUGUUGUUGUGAUUGCUUUGCUGUGGAAUCUGCCGUAUGUGCGGUGGGUGUUGUGGCCGUUCAAGAUGCUGGUUAUUGCCUUCCACGAGUUCUCCCAUGCGAUAACAUCGUGCUGUACCGGCGGCCGUGUAGAAUCCAUCUCUCUCGACCCACACGAAGGCGGUGUAACUCAUAUGCGUGGAGGCAAGCAAUUCAUCACUCUGCCCGCCGGGUAUCUUGGGUCUUCAUUAAUCGGCGCGCUUCUUACAUUCUGCGGCUUUAACAUUGUGGCCUCAAAAGUCGCUAGUAUCGUUCUCGGCGUAUGCUUUUUGCUUACACUGUGGUGGGCGCGCAAGGAUUGGUUGACGAUUGGCACUAUCCUAUUGAGCGUGGGCUUGCUGGUUGCAUUUUGGUUUAUCGAGCAUGGUGAGGCGUUGAGGUUUUACGUGCUCUUCAUCGGCGUAAUGUCCUCACUCUACAGCGUCUGGGAUAUCUGCGACGACUUGAUCUUGCGGAAAGUAAACUCAUCUGACGCCAGCGUCUUCGCCAAGCGUUAUGGAGGAUCCUCGCAGUGCUGGGGUGUCAUUUGGUCGCUGGUUUCGCUCGUGUUUAUGGUUUGUGGGAUUUUGGCGGGUCUGGCGGCGUUCAAGCAGAGUUUUGAGCAGCAGGAGAAAGAUAGUCAGGGGUUUAUUCCUACGCGCUUUUAGGGCGGUGAUGGGAAGAUGAUGUCAUCUACGGCGUACUGAUAUAGCAAAGAGGCGGAAGUGGAAACAGGUUGGCAUGGCGUUUUGGAAUGACUUCUAUGAAAGCACAAGAGAUAGUGGGGAGAAUGUUUGGGUAUACCCUUUUUCUUAUGGUUCGGGACGAGUAUUUGUCAUGAUCUAUAACUACGUUGUCAGAUGCGUUAAUGAAGGACUAUAGAGAUGUAUCCGGUGGCUUUCGAUUUUCAUCAAUAGUUGUCAUGCAUAAAUUUUACAAGCAGGAAUAUCACUAGUUGUAUGCAAAUUAUUUUCAUAAAA
Pyrenophora tritici-repentis Pt-1C-BFP is the source of this 1137-nucleotide messenger RNA. Its product is annotated as Peptidase-M50B multi-domain protein. NCBI's taxonomy places the organism in Eukaryota, Fungi, Ascomycota, Dothideomycetes, Pleosporales, Pleosporaceae. The record is from RefSeq and is a predicted model, not a curated record.